This is a messenger RNA of Magnolia sinica, 1330 nucleotides long. Its product is annotated as beta-glucosidase 40-like. Gene Ontology annotation, biological process: carbohydrate metabolic process. Bases 12 to 1253 code for a protein of 413 amino acids. NCBI's taxonomy places the organism in Eukaryota, Viridiplantae, Streptophyta, Magnoliopsida, Magnoliales, Magnoliaceae. Gene Ontology annotation, molecular function: beta-glucosidase activity. The record is from RefSeq and is a predicted model, not a curated record. The transcript has 10 exons.
ACGUUAAGCUGAUGACAGAUAUGGGGCUGGAUGCUUAUAGGUUUUCAAUAUCAUGGACUCGCAUAUUUCCAUACGGGAAUGGAAUCGUGAACCAGGCUGGGAUAGAUUACUACAACAAUCUAAUUGAUGCUCUGAUCGCGCAAGGACUCGUACCUUUUGUGACGUUGUACCACUGGGACCUGCCACAAGCGCUGCAUGACUCCUACGGGGGUUGGCUCAGCCCAAGAAUAAUAAAUGAUUUUGUAAGGUAUGCGGAGGUGUGCUUUAAGGAAUUUGGAGAUAGGGUGAAGCACUGGAUCACAUUCAACGAGCCUCACAAUUUCGUGUUCAUGGGUUAUGACGUGGGCCUGGAAGCGCCUGGGAGAUGCUCCAUUGGUUCUUCUCAUUGUAAGAUUGGCAAUUCCUCCACCGAACCUUACAUAGUCGCCCACAACGUCCUUCUUUCACAUGCGGCCACUUUUAGGGCCUAUCAAGCUAAGUUCAAGGGAGAACAAGGGGGAUCAAUAGGAAUUUCUUUGGAUAUGAUGUGGUUGGAACCCAUGUCUAAUUCUACACAAGAUGUCGAGAGAGCACAGAUAUGCUUAGAUUUCCAACUUGGAUGGUUUCUGGACCCACUUUACUUGGGUGACUACCCAUCAUCCAUGAGAGAAAGGGCAGGAGGGAGGCUUCCAAAAUUCUCAAAGGAACAAUUGAAUGAUCUGAAAGGGUCCUUGGACUUCCUGGGCAUUAACCAUUACACUACCAACUAUGCAAUGGACAUCAGCAACGACUCCAACAUACUCGGCAUUCUCAAUAAUGACACUCUGGUGGAUGCUGGAGUGAUUCCCUAUCCUGUAAGGAAUGGAGUUCCCAUCGGCGAGAUGGGCGCAUCCAGUUGGCUAUUCAUAGUUCCAUGGGGAAUGAGGAAAUCAAUGAAUUAUCUUAAAAAUCGCUAUGGAAAUCCACCAGUCAUCAUCACAGAAAAUGGGAUAGACGAAGAAAAUGAACGACAUACAUCUCUGCAAGCAGCACUUGAAGACCAAAAAAGAAUAGACUAUCACAGAGAUUAUCUUUCAAAUCUCUCAGCUGCCAUUAAUGAAGAUGGUUGCAACGUGAGAGGAUAUUUUGCGUGGUCUCUGUUGGACAAUUGGGAAUGGACGUCAGGUUUUUCAGUGCGUUUUGGUCUCUAUUUUGUUGACUACAAUUCUCCAGCUCUCACUAGAUAUGCCAAGAAGUCGGUUGAAUGGUUUAGCGACUUUCUACAGCCAUUUUAAAUCAGACAUGCUUGUGAUUUUCAUACACUCUGUUGUUAUGUCAACUUUUAAGUUGAAAAGACAGGUUUGAGACUGCA